AAGAUAAUAAGGACAGAUCCAAAUAUUAUUUGAAAAAGCAAAUGUCAACAUAGAGGGUCUUAUAUUUUAAUGAUAUUUGACAUUGCAUCAUUAAGCAUUUGUAAAAACAAUAUUUGUUUUUGCAAGGUUGUUGUUUUUUGCUGAUAUAUCGAGGUCACGAUUCAUGACAUUUUUCAGCAUUUUACAAGAAUUAUAUAUAUUAAAAAGGACAUUGAUCAUUAGGCUUUGACAAAGCAUUUUUAAGACAUAAGAGCACGGACUGGGUUCAGAUGAGAACACAAAGCAUUUGUGUUCGUGUGUAUGCCUUUGAGAUUUUUUUUUUCCAAAUCACACACACAUUAAAUAUAUGGCAAGUUGCAGUCAGCUCAUCAGAAAAAAAGCAGAACUUGCCCAACCCGCUUAAGACUACAUGGACCAUGAUGCAAAGCGAAACGUGGCGUCACUCCUUUCGGCACCGGUCUGCUGCCAGCCUUGCCACAGACAGCUGAGGACUUCCAGACAGGAGAUCCCGGCCUUACACAUUGUCGUAACGUUGCGCUCUGCAGUUUGUUUGUUUUUUUAAAAAAAAAUGGCGAAAACAUACGAUUAUCUGUUCAAGCUGCUGCUGAUCGGAGACAGCGGAGUCGGGAAGACAUGUCUGCUGUUCAGAUUCAGCGAGGACUCCUUCAAUACCACCUUCAUAUCCACAAUAGGAAUAGACUUCAAAAUCAGAACAAUCGAGCUGGAUGGAAAGAGAGUCAAACUUCAAAUUUGGGACACUGCAGGACAGGAGAGGUUUCGCACCAUCACCACAGCUUACUACAGAGGGGCCAUGGGCAUUAUGUUGGUGUAUGACAUCAGCAAUGAGAAGUCCUUCGAAAACAUUAAAAACUGGAUUAGAAAUAUUGAAGAGCAUGCCUCAUCUGAUGUGGAGAAGAUGAUCCUGGGCAACAAAUGUGACAUGACUGACAGGAGACAGGUGUCCAAAGACAGAGGUGAAAAGCUGGCAAUUGAUUAUGGAGUCAAGUUCUUGGAAACCAGUGCAAAGUCGAGCUUGAAUGUAGAAGAGGCUUUUUACACUAUGGGAAGAGACAUAUUACACAAUCUGAGCUCAAAGGCAACUGACAACAACAAUGCCGGAGGAUCAGGCAAACCAAUCAAGAUCACAGAGAAAAAGUCGAAGAGGAUAAAAUUCUUAAAGUGCUCGCUUCUCUAGGCGGCUCACCCCUCUACAGUGUGCACGGCUCUAGCUUGACUGUUUUGGAGGGUUCCUGCCUCCCGGACGUCCUUGCAGCAGCAGCACAAGUGGUCAAACUCAGAGGGCCUUACACUGCCAGCUGAGGCUCACAGGUUCACGAGUGGUUGAGAUGCCAUCCUAAUCUGCUGUCCCGAGGAGGAUCAAUGAGGAAUGAGGCCUGAUAAUGUAUGUCCGCUCAUGCAAAAGACUUGUACAUGAUCGCCAGCAUUGGUUUGUAGCUGGCGCUGCAGAGUCUGCUCACAGGAGGCAGUGGUUUUGUUGGCACAUAUAUACAUAUACAUAUAUAUAUAUAUAUAUAUCUAUAUAUAUCUAUAUAUAUAUAUAUAUAUAUAUAUAUAUAUAUCUAUAUAUAUCUAUAUAUAUAUAUAUAUAAUACCUCUGUUUGAUCUCAUGAGAAUAUCUAGGUUACACAUAGUUGUCUUACGAUCUGGGAAAAAAAAAAAUGAAAAAAUUCUUUCAUAAAAUGUAGCAUUGUUUUAUACACACUACCUAUUGUCAUAUUUACUACUGCGAUGCUGCCAGAUAGACAUAUCAAGUCUCAGCGUUGAUUGUAUUUGUCUGUGAAUUUCAUGUAUAUUAAGAUGCCUCUGUAGCACUGGCAUCAUCUCUAUUUGUUCAUCUGUGCCUGGAGUGAGUCACAGAACUGUGAUGGAAAGGCAAAAAUAUGUAUGAAUAUAACCCAUUUGUAUUCUUUUUAAUGCAACCUUUAUUUAUACAGGUUUCUGUGUCAAAAUGAAAAAAAAAAUGAAGAAGUUGUUUGUUUCUUGGGAGCCGUACUUACUACAUAAUGUUACGCGAUUGUCAGUAUUUGCAUGAAAGCUGUAGAGAUACCUCGGAGUGGAUCAUCGUUAAGCACAUUUUACAGUAUCUGAAAAGAAAAAAAAAUGUUUACAGAAAGUAUUUGAAAGUGUCAUUCGUGAAGGAAGUUCAUGUUUUUCGCCGUUUACAUUGUGCAUAUGCCAGCACAGCGAGCUGUUGUGUGUAUACUUUAUUUUCACCUUAAACUGUGGACAUCCAACAAGUUCCCUUGACAUCUCCAACAUUAAAACACAAUGACUGGGGAAAGCUGUCAUUUUAAGAUACUGUAUGCUACACCAAUGAAACGAAAAGACAGUAAAGGAAGAAGAUAUUUAAAGA
Acanthopagrus latus (yellowfin seabream) is the source of this 2374-nucleotide messenger RNA. RefSeq names its product ras-related protein Rab-8B-like. Gene Ontology annotation, cellular component: plasma membrane; endosome; trans-Golgi network transport vesicle. Gene Ontology annotation, molecular function: GTP binding; GTPase activity. The record is from RefSeq and is a predicted model, not a curated record. The transcript has 8 exons. NCBI's taxonomy places the organism in Eukaryota, Metazoa, Chordata, Actinopteri, Spariformes, Sparidae. Gene Ontology annotation, biological process: protein localization to plasma membrane; Golgi vesicle fusion to target membrane; cellular response to insulin stimulus. Bases 569 to 1195 code for a protein of 208 amino acids.